AUGCAGCCACAGCACGCGACAUCUCAAGCACGUGGCGAUGUUACUGCCUCUUCCGUCGAUACUAGUGGGGCUUCUGUGCAAGCUAAUGAAGCAGCAUCGGAGCAUGAUGCGCCUUCGGUGCAGAGUAUCACACAAAGUCAGCUUGCCGAUGAUGAACGAAGUGAAGAGGAAAAGGCUGAUCGACUCCCACGCUCUUCAAAGAUAUACAGAAAAAGAGACUCGUCCAGUCACAAGGAGAGCCGGCGUAAGAGCAACUCUCACGAGCUACCGGCAGCGGGGCACAUGGCUUCAGCCGACAACGACUCUCAAAAUCUUGCUCAUGAAGCAUCUUCUCCAUCAGAAAUGCAAAGAAAUACCCCAACUCAGGCUACGUUUGGUCAUCGACGAAGCGCUGGCUCGCCAAAAGGGAUGGCAAUAUCUCCAGUAAUUCCCACUGAGAAUAGUGAAGCAGCCGUAGGCCCAAAUGAGGCGCAGAGUAAGCAUGAGUCUCGUCUAUCUAGCUCCAGUGCUUACAUGGCAUUACAAUCCCGCUACUUCACGCGUUCUCCUAAUAGAGCAGCCUCCCAAGAUAGCGUUACUUCAAGAAACCCACCAAACGGCGAAUCCAAUGGCGCGAGUAGCUUUCAGCGGCAAGUGCCUGACCCCGUAGGCCAUUCGAAAAUUGUCAAUGAGGUCGACGCUCAACUGUCUAUCCAGCCAACACAGAGCGGCAGCGCGAACGAAAGCGUGACUCCAGGAGCUAGGAGGCCGAACAGCAUCCACCAGGCAGUGGAACAGCCGACGUCUGCGGAGAGUCGUCUUAAUCUUCCUAAAUCUUCUAAUACGCUUGACGUGCCCAGGCAUCCUAAUGCGGCAACUGGAGACCGAGAUGCACCUCGCAGCCCAUCACGCGAUGUGUCUGGUGGAAGGCCAAGCAUGGAGAGUUUACCAAGUCAGAUAGAUCCUGACAGACCGCCAUCACCUAUGUCACCACAGCUUCCUAUACAGAUGACUGGAUCGCCGAGAGGGCGGCCUGUUGUCCCGGCUCACCACGGCAUAGAGCACAAUUUUGGACCACAGCCGAGCCACGAGGAAACUGAGAGGCGUUCCCGCUCAUUCUCUAGACCAUUCAAUUCAUCUCUAGAACGCAAACGUUCUGGAGCUUCAGAUCUACAGCAAUAUCCUCCUUCUAUGCAGCGUCAACUAUCAACAGAGGACAUGGUCAUGCCCGACGGCUUCUAUCCAAGACCCAUUUCUCGCGAGCAGGCUAUGGUUCCUCGCAGCCAAACUUCGGAGUACGCGAUAGAGGGUGUUGGUCCGCCUGACGUACCACCAAAGGACUCAAAGCCUCGAUCAAGAAGGGGCUCGAGGAGCUCGACGUUUCUGAAAUCGCUCGCUAAAUCUUUCACAGACUCGGAUAGCCCGUCAUUUCAAAAUUCGACUGCUGAUCAAGGACACCACUCUCCCGCAACAUCCGGUGCUGAUGCUACGCCAAAGAGCAAGAGGUCAAGCAUAUGGGGCCUUCGUAAGAGCCAGCUUGAUUUAUCUAACGAAAGCACCAAGAAAAGUCCUCCAACCACGGUGCCAAGAUCCGAGCUAUCAAGGACAUCGACCAAUAUCACCCAAUUGCCGGCUCCUACACCGCCCCCAAAGAAAAGCCUCGAGGCAUUGGAUGACGAGUUUCCUAUGAGACCGAAGCAGAGGGUAACAACAAGCUUUAGUAAAAGGCUCCAGCGAAUACCUACCUCUGAAACCAAAGAAAUCAACAAAGAGGCCGAAGUCGGUAAGAAAAACAGAUUGUCGACGCUUGGAAGCAUUUUCAGCAGAUCUGGACAUAAGCGGAACAACUCCUCCAAGCACGCUCGACACCCAUCUGAAGGCGAGUCAAGCAAACCCUCGCAGCCGAUGUUGCCCUCAAUGCAGGAAAAUGUACGCUACACUUCAGCACAAGCUGCUGCCUCCCCAAGUUUUGAGCCAGAUCCUUCGUCAUAUCAAUCGCAACAGGGCCUUGUCCAACCGCCAAUAGGAGGAUACUAUGCACCAAGGACCCGAAAGGCUAGUUCUCAGCAAUCUAGACCUCCUGCACACUCAAACACGCACCAACAACACACCCAACUACAGCAACAACCGACGUCCCCUGGUAGAGAUCUACCUGCAUAUUUUGAGGCUGCCAGUCUUCGACAGCAAAGUUCCCCUCGUGUGUCUCCGCCUGCCAGCAGAAGCUCAAGAGUCUCGACCACCUUACUGCGAAAAGCUUCACAGGCAGACCAGAAAGAAGCUUCGCCGUCUGGUCAGCGGCGUGAGAGCAGAUCUAAGGGCAGUAUUUGGGGCCGUGUAUCUGCACAGGCGCCCUCCAAGGGUCGAAGCUCACAAUCUAUCCCGUCGAUAGGUGGACCUUUUAAAUAUAACAGCUAUGCUGCCACCCCACACGAGUCACAAACAGGGCACACACUAGGUCACAACAUCCGCCAUCCUACCUCACCUCCUCCCCCACCACCUCCGCCUAAGGAUGAAUGGCACCGUGCAGCCCCUCGGAGAUCGAGUCUCGCGGCAAACAACCCCACGUCCUCUAAUGCCGCAGCGACGCCGUCGAACGUCCUAGGUCCAUCACCUCCUGAUGAUAGACAGCGCUUUAUUCUACCCCCACUCCAGACUAAUGUCCCAAAUGUGCUCACUCAUCAACACAUCCCACACGAACAACAAGGCUAUACUCUCCCGCCCCUUCAAACGGAGAUUCCUACUCCUCACCUAGGUACUAUAAGAUCCGGACUCAGUAGUGGGACACCAACGACAGUCACCAAUACGCCUGGUAUGACAUUCGAAGAGAAACGUCGAAGCCGGCAGUACGAAAUCGAGGUCGGUCACAUGAGCCCCAGUGGAGGCCCACAAUCACCGCAGCAUAAACGACGAAGCAGACAACUGGAACUCGAGACAGGCCAUAUGAGCCCAGCAAAGAAUCCCGGCUCCAUGUCACCAGCAGAGAAACGGCGGAGCAGACAGAUGGAGAUCGAGACAGGUCAUCUGAGCCCAGGAGGCGGCAAUACGAGUCCUCAGGCUACGGCCGGUCUUGCAUUAAAACAAGUCAGGGAAGACAAGGACUCGGAAGCGGAAGAGCCGAUUCGAAUGAAUGCGACGAGUUUUCCAGGACAGGAGUGGCGGCCUGACACGAAGUAUGCUUGGCUAGGAGAUUGA
Molecule: messenger RNA, 3171 nt
Organism: Bacidia gigantensis
Lineage: Eukaryota; Fungi; Ascomycota; Lecanoromycetes; Lecanorales; Ramalinaceae
Exons: 1
Coding region: 1-3171 (1056 amino acids)
Source: RefSeq, a predicted model, not a curated record